Molecule: messenger RNA, 5366 nt
Organism: Trichosurus vulpecula (common brushtail)
Lineage: Eukaryota; Metazoa; Chordata; Mammalia; Diprotodontia; Phalangeridae
Product: serine/threonine-protein kinase 10-like
Biological process (GO): protein phosphorylation
Molecular function (GO): protein serine/threonine kinase activity; ATP binding
Source: RefSeq, a predicted model, not a curated record
AUGUCUAUUAGCCUCUUCUCUUCCAGAAUCUUCCUGUUCCUGGAGUUUCCCAGGUUGAGAUCAGGCCAAGGUGCUGGAGAGCAAGGAGCAGAGUUGGCCUCAGUGACUAUCGUUUCUCCUGAUGUCUCUAGCAGCACAACCUCUUUGAGGCUAGGGCUCCCUCCUCCCCAACCUCUCUCUUGUAUUGUGGGGCAUCCAGCCAUUUUAGGGCCUGCCUAGGAAGAAGACAGCAUCCCAGAGUCAGAUCCAAGGAACAAGACAUCCACCAUGGCCUUCCUCCUGAAGCUGCUCAGGUUUGGGACUGAGAAAAAGAAGGCAAAGCAUUACGCUAAUGUGAAACAAGAUGUGAAUCCUGAGGAUGUGUGGGAACUUGUGGGAGAGCUGGGAGAUGGAGCCUUUGGGAAAGUAUUUAAGGUUCAGAACAAGGAGACUGGGGUCUUGGCUGCAGCCAAAGUGAUUGAGACUCAGAGUGAGGAGGAGCUGGAGGACUACAUAAUGGAAAUUGACAUCUUGGCUAGCUGUGACCAUCCACACAUUGUUCAACUACUGGAUGCCCUCUAUUGGGAAGGCAAACUGUGGAUCAUCAUUGAGUUUUGCCCUGGGGGUGCUGUGGAUGACAUCAUUCUGGAACUGGAAAAAGGGUUGACUGAAGUGCAGAUCCAAGUGGUCUGCAAGCAGAUGUUGCAGGCUCUGGAGUAUCUUCAUGGAUCUAGGAUCAUCCAUCGGGACCUCAAGGCUGGGAACAUCCUGCUGUCUUCUGAAGGCUAUGUUAAACUAGCUGAUUUUGGAGUGUCAGCCAAGAAUUCCCGCACCUUGCAGCGAAGAGCUUCUUUCAUUGGGACACCAUACUGGAUGGCACCCGAGGUCAUCCAGUGUGAGACGUCCAAGGAAGCUCCCUAUGACUACAAAGCUGACAUCUGGUCCCUGGGGAUCACACUGAUAGAGAUGGCCGAAAUGGAGCCCCCUCAUCACGAGCUGAACCCCAUGCGGGUGUUGCUAAAGAUCCACAAGUCCCCGCCACCCACUCUGCGCUACCCUCAGCAAUGGUCGGAAGAGUUUAAAGACUUCCUGAGGAAAUCCUUGGAGAGGGAUCCUGAGAGCAGAUGGUCUGCCUGUCAGCUCCUGCAGCAUCCUUUUGUGUCAGAGGUGGAAGACAGUGGACCCCUACGGGAGCUGAUUGCGGAAGCUAAGGCAGAGGUCCUGGAGGAGUUUGAGGAAGAAGAAAUAGCCUCCUUUUCGCCAAGUCAAGAACAUAAGCACACCCUGUCCAAUGAUGGUGUUCCUUCCCUAGAGCCAGAGAGACCCUCAAAAGACAGGAAGUUCUCCUUGGAGAAGCCAGACAGAAGAGACACAGCCAACAAGGGUGUCCAGCUCCUACCUACAACUCUAGCAGUCAAAGGGAAUGACUUUCAACCUCAGGCCAGAGAGGAGAAUCAUAUAACCCUCCAGAAAAACCUCCAGGGAGAUUCUCCAAACAAGCCAGUUGAUGGUGGGGGCACUAAUUCCCCUGCUCAUUCUCCUAAUCCAACAGGACCUGGGCUCAGCAGACAGAGCUCCAUUGGUCCAAACCAAAGGCUGCUUCGGCCAAGAGCCCGCCGGACUUCAAGCCUGAAGAAGCAGAUGAGACGCAAGUCUGCACCUAUGCUGGUUGCACCCAUUGAUUCUCAAGGUUCCAUGAAGCUUCCCACCAAGGGCCCUUCAGAUGUCUUGAAGCUAAUGAGAAGAAGGUCAUUCUUUGGUGGGUUUAAGUCCCAUGACAUUCUUGACCCACUAGCCCAGGGGACUCAUGAACUGUUCACCACUCAAGAUAGAAAAGACCUUUUGGAAGAGCAACCCACUUCCACCACUAAGCUUCAGGCCACGCUGGACUCACAGAGUCUUGUUCUUCCUAUUCCCAAGGCACCCUCCCCUGAGCCAGACACAGCGAUGAGCUGUGCAAUAGAGACUACUUGCCCAGAUAAGCCACAGGGAUCACUACUUUUCACAAGCUCCCCCAUGAGCCUCACUGAGGGACAAGAGAGACUCCCAGUAAGAGAAGGAAUAACUGCUGCUCACUGUUGGACUUCAAAGAUAGAGAGUCCAGAAGAUAUUGACUCAGGCAUCCAGGAGCAAAUUUCUCAUCCUGCUGUUACCCAUCCCUCAACAGAAAACCAACAGCAGGUUAAUCUGGGUCUGAAAGACCCCACACUGAUGGAUUCUUCAGCAGGUCCGGAGAAUUCAGAGGUAAAACAUGAUCCCACAGGAAACCUGGAAAUGUCCUUAUAUGAGAGUCUGUCUGUUGCACCAGAAGUGUCGAGUGAUCCCCUGUCUGAUAAAGAAAGAAACAUCUCAUGCAAUCAGCUCAGUUCUACUUGCAGGCAAUGGACUGGAGAUGGACAUUUGGAAGGGACCAAAGCUCAGCACCUGGACAGGAUGUUUAUGUCUAGUCUUCUCAGAAAAGAUGAAAAGUCAGGAGCUGAGCAUAUGAUGGAGGCUCUCAGUCUCUGCCAGACCAGGACCCAAUUUCUGAGCAUCCAGGACCCAGGGGCCCCCAUUCCAACUAAUCUGACCAAUAAUACUGAAGAGCUAAUGACAGAGGAUUCAGGACCCUACCUAUGUUGUCCUCAAGAGUCCUCCAACUCAGGAGAUAAAGUGGGCUGUGGUACCCAGAAUCCAAAGGCACCACUCAAUGCAACACACUCCUCAUACCAAAAGGACCCCUGCUCCCCCAAGCCAGAGGCAGGGGAUAAAGAUUUGUUGCUGAGGGAAACAUAUGAGGAUGCUAAGAAAAACAUGUCCCCAGACUCAACAGGGAAAUCAAAGAGUCUCAGAGAGGAGGAGGCUCCCUCCUUGGGAGGGGAAAACCAAGUAGUGACCACACAAUUUGAGAAGAAUGAUACACAGACAAAUUUCUCCAAAGAUGAGAAAGAGAUUCAAGGAACAGAGGGUAAUGUAGUGACCCCUGUAGAGACUUUUAUAAAUGUCAUGGAAGAUGCCCAACCUACACCCGCAAAGAAGCAAGCCAGAGACCUAGAGGAAGGUGAUUACAAGGAGCCUGCUCUAAAGCUGGCUUGGACAGCAGAGACCCUGGAGAAGCCAACAGGGUCAGGAAUCCCUGAGCCCCUGAGGGAUAGAAAGAAACUUAAUUUUGCAGAAGACUGCUUGGAACAUAGAUCCAGUGGGGGAUCAUGGAGUAAAGGCACAGUCCAGAAGACUGAGGCAAGUGGUUCAGAAAGAAAGGACUCAAGAGACAUCAGGACCAACGUGACUGGUGACAAUAUGCCCAAUGCCAGGUGUUCACCAGUUAAAAGUGACAUUAGCCAGGACACCCUUUCCUUCAGAAAAACUGUAAAGAAAACACGCAAGUUUGUGGUGGAUGGGAAGGAGGUCAGUGUGACGACUUCUAGGCCUGUGCAGGAUGCUGACCGGAAAGGAGAGAGCAUCCGUUCUGCCCGCCGGAAGGAGCUGCAGGAGCUCCGGCUCCUUCAGAAGGAAGAGCAGAGGGCCCAAGCUCAGUUGGACCAGAGACUCCAUCAGCAGAGGGAACAGAUCUUCCGCCACAUUGAGCUGGAAAUGACGGGCAAGAAACAACACUAUGAUAGCCAAGUGGAGGCUGUGGAACGCCAUCAUCGUCAGAUUACAGAAAGGUUAGAAGCAGAGUAUACCCAGAGGCUCCAGGACCAGGCUCGGCGCCUAAAAGCCCAGCAGGAGAAAGACUAUACUCGGAAGUUGCCUGCCCUGAGAGAGAACGGGAAAGAGGAGCAGAGUUUUCUCCAGCAGCAGCAGGAACAGCUGAACCAAGCUCUACAGAAACUGAUCCAGGAGCACAAGAAAAAAGUGACCUCCAUUGGAUGGGAAUGCACCAGCAAAGUCCAUAGCCUCAAAAGAGCCCGGGAGGCUGUCAUCUGGCAGCUGGAACAAUCCCACUUACAAGACAAGUAUCAACUCUUCAAGCAGCAGGUGAAGGAACAGUACUCCCUCCACAGGCAACAGUUGACCAAGCGCCAUGAGAAGGAUAAUGAACGGAUGCGUAGCUUCCACCAUCUCCUGCUGGAAGAAUUGAAAAACCAGCAAGCCCAGGAGAGAAGUCAGCAACUAAAGUCUCAACGAGGUGUGGCCAGGAUCCGCCUGGCCCAGUUCAAAGAGAGUCUCAAGCUUCAGGACAUAAGUGGUGCUGAGCACCGGGAGCAAAUCAAACAGUUCUUACAGCAAGAGGAAGGACGCCAGAAGGCAGACACAGAGCGGCACCAGCAGCAGCACCAGAAACAGCUGCAGGAACUACAGCAGCAGCUGGAGGUCAAUGUGCAGGAGGUGGGGCAGAUGCAGAAUGAAAAGCUCCAGCGCCUGGUAGAACAGGAAAAGAAGAAGCUGACUGCCCUGGAUGCUGAACACGCCAUGGAGCUACGCGAGUGGCAGGAGAGGCUGGCUACACGAAAAGAGAUGCUGGAGGAAGAGCUGUCUAGAGCCCAGCUUCAUUUCCCAGGGCCCCGAAGAGGGAGCGAGCCAGCAAAGAGGCUUCAACGGCUCUUCCCCGUGUUCCACUUCCCUAUGUGAUAACCUCAGCCACAGUGAAAAGAGCUAGCCCACACCUUUUCAUCUUGGAGAGCUAGCCCACACCUUCUUUCAUCUGGAAGAGCUAGCCCACACUUUCUUUCACCUGUGAGAGCUAGCCCACGCCUUCUUUCAUCUGGGAGAGCUAGCCCACACCUUUCCUAAGUAUUUUUUUUCCAGAGCUUCCUCAAAAGUGGAAAUGAAGCUUCUACACACUAUACCUUAAGGAAAAGAAAAAGAUCUAUUUGUAACCAAAAAUUUUAGCAACAUUUUUUUCUAAUAGCAAAAAAUUGGAAAGAACCCAACCAUCCAACAACCAGGGAAUAACUGAACAAAUUGGGAUUUAUGAAUAGAAUGGACUAUUAUUGAACCCACAGCUGUCACUAGGGUGGGGUCGUCAGAGUUUGAUUCCAAGGUGUUUUGUUCAGGGGUUUUGUUUUCAACACUGAUGGUCCACCAGUCUAUCCUGGUGUUUCACAGUCCUCUGCUGGUCUGUGGCACAUAGUGCACGCAACCCCAUUUCCUCCUGUGUGACAUGAUACCUCUAUAAAAAAUAUGAAUAUGGAAAAAUGUCUAUAAAGUGAUACAAAGUAAAAAAAAUUAAAACCAAAAGAGCAAUAUAUACACUGGUCACAAUCAUGUACAUAAUAAUGUCAUAAUAUGCAAAUCUAGAAAACGUACCAUAAAUAAGAGGAAAGGAGAGGAGAAAUGUAGACAGAAAAGGCAGGUUUGCUAUGACUUAAAUUUACAUAUUUUGUUACAGUAUAAACAUUGGAACCAUCUGAUUUUUGUAUAAAUUGUUUUGCUUUUGUUCACGUGCUUUGAAGUUUCUGUUU